CAGUGUCCAGGGUGUGGCCAACCAUUCCAGUAGAUGGCUGAAGUGGCAUAAAGUAAGUCAUUGAUCUCAGACAUCUGGGUAAGGGAUGGGUCUUCAUUUGAGUGUUGAACAUAGACAGAAUGGUGAAGAGGAAGACUUUUACGUCAGGAGCCAGAGUCUUCAGUUUACAUCCUGGAGGUCAGUAGAUACUGAUUAUCUUAUGGAUCCUGAUGACCUUGAGCCUCAGUUGAACAAGGGUUUUUACAAGGGAGUAAAGGAGGUGCAGGUGGGAAGCAACAGUGGAGAACAAAGCAGAUGGCCAGUCGACAUGAUGACCUUGAUUGGGUGUGGGAAGAUGAGCAGUACCUUCUUGAGAGGACAGCUGCGAGGCUUUGGGAGUUCCAGAUAGCACAUUGCUGGGGUUUGGAAGGAGAACAGGAGUGAGGGGUUGUAUUAUGGAGGGAAAGGAAGCACUGGUUAUGAGAGUGAAGAUGAAAUAUGGAAGGAGUUUAUAUCUUGGACAGUGAUUUGAGUAUGAUUCUGGCAUGGGUACAGGGGCAUUGCAGUUUAGUUGUGGCUUAGGAAGAGGCCCAUUGUCUGUGAUUUUUGUCUUCAGAGUGGGUGGCAGCAACUGUGUGGAACAGCAGCUCAAUUACUUUGUCCAGUGAGGCGAUGGGAGGUUACAGCGGACAGUGCCCAGUGCUAAAUUCUGACAAAUGACCAUGGAAACAGUUGAAUCCCAGCAUGAUGGAAGUAUAACAGCUUCUUUGACAGAGAGCAAGUCUGCUCAUAUGCAGACUCAGACUGGCCAAAAUUCAAUCCCUGCUUUAGCUCAGGUAGCAACAAUUGCAGAGACAGAUGAAUCUGCAGAAUCAGAAGGUGUAAUUGAUUCUCAUAAACGUAGAGAAAUCCUUUCACGAAGACCCUCUUAUAGGAAAAUACUGAAUGAACUGUCCUCUGAUGUGCCUGGUGUUCCCAAGAUUGAAGAAGAAAAAUCAGAGGAAGAAGGAACACCGCCUAACAUUGCUACCAUGGCAGUACCAACUAGCAUAUAUCAGACUAGCACGGGGCAAUACAUUGCUAUAGCCCAAGGUGGAACAAUCCAGAUUUCUAACCCAGGAUCUGAUGGUGUUCAGGGACUGCAGGCAUUAACAAUGACAAAUUCAGGAGCUCCUCCACCAGGUGCUACAAUUGUACAGUAUGCAGCACAAUCAGCUGAUGGCACACAGCAGUUCUUUGUCCCAGGCAGCCAGGUUGUUGUUCAAGAUGAGGAAACUGAACUUGCCCCAAGUCACAUGGCUGCUGCCACUGGUGACAUGCCAACUUACCAGAUCCGAGCUCCUACCGCUGCUUUGCCACAGGGAGUGGUGAUGGCUGCAUCACCCGGAAGUUUGCACAGUCCCCAGCAGCUGGCAGAAGAAGCAACACGCAAACGAGAACUGAGGCUAAUGAAAAACAGGGAAGCUGCCCGGGAGUGUCGCAGGAAGAAGAAAGAAUAUGUCAAAUGUCUUGAAAAUCGUGUGGCUGUGCUUGAAAACCAAAACAAGACUCUCAUUGAGGAACUCAAGGCCCUCAAAGAUCUUUAUUGCCAUAAAGUAGAGUAACUGUCUUUGACUUGGACCUUGUUUACUGUGAACUCUAAUCAAGGCAGGAGAUGCAGCAGUCCUACUUAUUGCCAUGUGGACUUGUGGAAAGGACACGUGUGACCCUUAAGAAUCCAGUUCGGAUUAGUGUUUGAAAUUGAAUUGGGAAUGUUGUUCCAGGAUGUGGAAUGCAGCUGUGAUCACACUUACCGAGCUUACUUUGACCUGUUUGUCAAUAGCAUGCAAAAAAUGCUUUGUUUGCCCUUUGCUUCUGCUUUUUUCAGGGAAGCUGCCAAAGAAUGUCGACGUCGAAAGAAAGAAUAUGUAAAAUGUCUGGAGAGCCGAGUUGCAGUGCUGGAAGUCCAGAACAAGAAGCUUAUAGAGGAACUUGAAACCUUGAAAGACAUUUGUUCUCCCAAAACAGAUUAGUAGAAAUAUUUAACUAUGAACUGAAGACAGCAUGUAUAGUUGCUUUUGAAGGAAUACAGUAUAUAGCUGGCAAGAAUGGUGGCUUCUUUUCUUUGUAUCAUUCAUCUUCUUUAAUCUCUUAACAUUCCUAAAAUGCUUCACUGUACAUAGUUAAGUCAUAGCUAUAACUUCAAAUUUUUUAAAAGAGACAAACUAAAAAAUGUAUGUAACAGAUUCUUAAAACGCAAUAUUUGUAAGGCUUGUUCCAAUGCCACAUACUUGCAGCUCCCAUUCUCUGUCAUCAGUAGUGUCCUAUGCAAUAAAAUUAUUUGCAGGUCUUUAAAUCAUUUUAGGAAAGGAUGAUCAAAAAUAAUGCAUCCAGCAGUACAAUGAAAGUAAACCACAAAAAAAAAUACCUCAGGAAAGAAUAGAAAGAAAGUCUAUCUAAUGGCAUGCCUAUAUGAGAAGAAUAGCCUAGAUAUGAAUAUACGGCAUUUGCAGAUUUUUAUAUUAGUUGCUUUGUUAAAAAAAAAAAAAAAAAAAAAAAAAAGAGAUUGUAUUGCUGUCCUUGAAUGCAAUAGUCAGAGUUUUUAAUAGAACCAUGUUGGUUGCACUUUGUAGUGUUUGGUGCUCAUUUAAAUAUCUGAACAUUUACUACAGUUUUUAACUGUAUUGUGUAACAUAAAAGAUCUUGCAGAAGU
Messenger RNA from Chlorocebus sabaeus (green monkey), 2671 nucleotides. NCBI's taxonomy places the organism in Eukaryota, Metazoa, Chordata, Mammalia, Primates, Cercopithecidae. The record is from RefSeq and is a predicted model, not a curated record.